Molecule: messenger RNA, 1937 nt
Organism: Pecten maximus
Lineage: Eukaryota; Metazoa; Mollusca; Bivalvia; Pectinida; Pectinidae
Exons: 3
Coding region: 756-1631 (291 amino acids)
Source: RefSeq, a predicted model, not a curated record
CAGUCAGGUGUAAUCUUUAAACUCUCGGUUCUAUUUUACCGAGCAGUAUGAACGCCCCCGUCAUUCGCGAGGUAGGAUUACUAACAGGGGUAUUGGGAGAGUAUAUUUACAAGAUCAUAUGAUGAGAUCGAGUAGUAGGUGGCUAAUGUCCCGAUAGCACACUCUUUCGGAGGAAUCUAUGGAUUGUUGACGUUUACACCCCGGUCUUUAAGAUGUGACUUACACGUAAAGGGAUUUACAUCAGAAACUGGUUAUUUUAAAUUGACAGUACCCAUCGAGUACACCUGUGUCAUUUAAAGGCCUGCUCGAGUGACUACUAGGAAUCUUAGCUGGUGUCUCCUGCCACGACAGCAUGUUAUCCCAUGACCUUUCCGUGUUGAAGAAUAUUCCUGGAGGUUUUCACGUAUCAAACAUAACACCUGUUGGAACUAAGGACGAGUUUUCAAGUUUCCGUUUUUAUUAUUAAGGCUUACCGUGUGACAUAUACAAAGUCGUUUUUAAACUGCAGAUUUGUCACAUAUGACAGAACCGCAUACUUACGUAACAGCUUGCAAGCAGGCAAUGUAGAGUAAGAUCAAAAGAAAAUAAUUUUGUUUUGGAGAUCAGACUAUCUUACAUUUUGCCAGACUUUCUAGCUGUUACAUGUGGUGAUGCCACUGUUGGAUACUAUAACUAGGCUUUAGGUUAAGGAAUUGAGGCCAAAGGAAAAGAAGGGACUUUAGGUGAAAAUAUUUCGUGCGAGUAAGCAGCCCAACAUGCCGGAAAGGGAUUUCUUAACAAGGUCUUGGACAGUUUUGUCCUCGAGGAGAAAGCCAAGAAAGAUCCGAAUUCCGGAGGUCAAUACCUACUCUUCACAGUUCCAACAAUGCAAUAGUUUACACUCCCGACUUGGGCUACCGUUGAGAACCGACGUAGAAUCAAGGACAUCCCAUUUUCCUGACAUCUCAUCGUUUCCUAAUUUGACGUCAUCUCCUCAUUUUGCAAGGUCUGCGCCACCGAAUGCUUUCCGUGGGUUACAUGUAUCCGGUAGUCCCGCUGGUCAUCCAGCACGACCUGCGUGGCAGACGGAUCUUUCAAGUCCGGUAGAAAAAGUGGACACUGGUCAAGUUACACUUACCAGUCAAUCGUCGGCGGUGACUGUUGACACUGACCAUCACAUAGAGGACGAUAAUGAACACAGGCGGAAACGCCAGAUGACGCCGUUACAGUUAACAGAGCAUUUACGUCUUCGUGGAUACGGUGAGCCCCGGAUGUUGACAACGCUGAGUUCUGGUGCAAACCAAAAGUUUAAUUCUCCUAAUAGCAAGUCAAGAGUUCUUCCUAAAAGUCCAUCGAAACGAGAAAAAAUCAAAGGAAGGGCAAGACUUGACUACGAAAUGGCAAAUAUGAGAGCUGUUGCUUUUUGUGAACAACAAACUUCGAAAGUGUUCAGAACAGCAUCGGCGAAUAUGCGCAACAGGGACGUCCAAUUUGUUGAGGAUGAAAUGCGAGAGAAGAUGUACAAAGAGGAUGUGGACACGCAUGAUCAGACAGAAGGUAUAGUCGUGAUGGCGAUUGACAGGGAAGAUCUCUUCAAACGGGUGAAUACUUGGAUAGAAGAGGUGGAAUGUGCCUGGAACGAAGUCACGUGAAUUGCACACUUCCAGAACAGAGGAAUUGAAUCUAUUCACGACGCUAGAUGAGCAGAUAAUUCGUGACCAAAGUAUAAAAUGUAAUCAAGAAGGUGUUGAAUGGUUUGAUUGAUCAAAAUCCGCAAAUGACGUGUACGAAUUCUGAAAUACGUAUAUUUAUGUGAUUGUUUAAUAUCUGACGAUGUGCUCGGAUUGCCCACGAUGUUUCAGCGUAGUCAUCGAUUUCAGCAUUGAUUUUUGGUUUCUGAAUAUAAAGUUCGGUAAAUCGAUUUUCGUAUAUUCUAAUAAACUCGCCUGGUAUCAUCA